Molecule: messenger RNA, 717 nt
Organism: Brugia malayi
Lineage: Eukaryota; Metazoa; Nematoda; Chromadorea; Rhabditida; Onchocercidae
Product: ribosomal RNA methyltransferase, putative
Exons: 4
Coding region: 1-717 (238 amino acids)
Biological process (GO): RNA methylation
Cellular component (GO): mitochondrion
Molecular function (GO): rRNA (uridine-2'-O-ribose)-methyltransferase activity
Source: RefSeq, a predicted model, not a curated record
AUGUUUUUCAAUAUCAAACUGAAGGCAGAACUAAUCACGUUAUGGCUUCCGGUGCGUUGUUUCUCCAAGGGUAAAAAAUCGACAGCUACUUUGAAAUAUUUACAUAAGCAGUGGUCUGAUGAAUUCUCCAAGAAGGCUCGUGAACAUUCAUAUCGAGCUCGAAGUGCCUAUAAGCUACUAGAAAUCAACGAAAAGUAUAAAAUUAUUAAGCCUGGUAUGGUAGUUGUUGAUGUUGGAGCAGCUCCUGGAUCGUGGUGUCAGGUAGUUGCUGAUAUUGUACAACCAAACGUAUAUGAUAAUGCUCUUAUUUUGGGCAUUGAUUUGCAGCCGAUAUUACCAAUUUCGGGUGUUAAUUUUUUGGAUUUGUCCGAUAUUACUGCUCAAAAAACACACGAAAAUAUAAAGCAAAUUCUGAACGGAAGAUCUGUUGAUGUUGUAAUCAGUGAUAUGGCUCCAAAUCCUACUGGUGAUGGAGGAAUUGACCAUGAACGGAUUUUAUCACUUUGUGCAACAGUACUAGAACUUAGUGUGAGAAAGUCGGUAAUUCCUCUAGUGAAAAAUGGAACAUUUCUUUGCAAAAUAUGGGAUGGACCAAGGCGAGAAGAAUUUAUUGAACGCCUUAAGCAAGAUUUUAGAAACGUGUACACCGUGAAACCUAAAGCUAGUCGUGAUCAUAGUGCAGAAAUAUAUUUGUUAGCAAUGAAAAAACUAUUGUAG